Messenger RNA from Phaethon lepturus (White-tailed tropicbird), 1725 nucleotides. Its product is annotated as disco-interacting protein 2 homolog C. Lineage: Eukaryota; Metazoa; Chordata; Aves; Phaethontiformes; Phaethontidae. The record is from RefSeq and is a predicted model, not a curated record. The transcript is spliced from 14 exons. The annotation marks the transcript as partial.
GAUGCAGGAAGUCAACAAAUAGGCUUUUUGCUUGGAAGCUGUGGAGUUACUGUGGCCUUGACUAGCGAUGCAUGCCAUAAAGGACUGCCUAAAAGCCCCACGGGGGAGAUACCACAGUUUAAAGGCUGGCCAAAACUGCUGUGGUUUGUCACAGAGUCUAAACAUCUCUCCAAGCCGCCUCGUGACUGGUUCCCACACAUCAAGGAUGCAAACAAUGACACAGCUUACAUUGAGUACAAAACAUGUAAAGAUGGAAGCGUGCUUGGGGUGACUGUGACAAGGAUUGCACUUCUGACACACUGCCAAGCUCUGACCCAGGCAUGUGGAUACACAGAAGCUGAAACAAUUGUGAAUGUAUUAGAUUUCAAGAAGGAUGUUGGUUUAUGGCAUGGGAUUCUUACAAGUGUCAUGAACAUGAUGCAUGUUAUAAGUAUUCCAUACUCCUUAAUGAAAGUGAAUCCACUGUCGUGGAUACAAAAAGUCUGUCAAUAUAAAGCAAAAGUUGCCUGUGUAAAAUCCAGAGACAUGCACUGGGCAUUGGUGGCACAUCGAGAUCAGAGAGACAUCAACCUUUCCUCACUGCGUAUGCUAAUAGUGGCUGAUGGUGCAAACCCAUGGUCUAUUUCUUCCUGUGAUGCAUUUCUCAAUGUCUUCCAAAGUAAAGGUCUAAGACAGGAGGUCAUUUGUCCCUGCGCUAGUUCACCAGAAGCUCUCACUGUGGCUAUUCGAAGGCCAACAGAUGACAGCAAUCAACCACCAGGCAGAGGAGUUCUGUCCAUGCAUGGUCUCACUUACGGAGUGAUUCGAGUGGACUCUGAAGAAAAGCUUUCCGUUCUGACUGUCCAGGAUGUUGGCUUAGUGAUGCCAGGAGCUAUAAUGUGUUCAGUGAAGCCAGAUGGAAUUCCUCAGCUCUGUAAAACAGAUGAAAUAGGAGAACUUUGUGUAUGUGCUAUUGCAACGGGUACAUCAUAUUAUGGACUCUCAGGCAUGACCAAAAAUACUUUUGAGGUGUUUCCCAUGACCAGUUCUGGUGGCCCUAUCACUGAAUAUCCUUUUAUAAGGACUGGACUACUGGGCUUUAUAGGACCAGGUGGACUUGUCUUUGUUAUCGGCAAAAUGGAUGGUUUGAUGGUUGUCAGUGGAAGAAGACAUAAUGCUGAUGACAUUGUAGCAACAGCAUUGGCCGUGGAACCAAUGAAAUUUGUCUACAGGGGAAGAAUAGCAGUGUUUUCAGUGAGCGUGUUGCACGAUGAAAGGAUAGUUAUUGUUGCUGAACAAAGACCAGAUUCCACAGAGGAAGACAGUUUUCAAUGGAUGAGUAGAGUUCUCCAGGCUAUUGACAGUAUUCAUCAAGUGGGAGUCUACUGCUUAGCACUCGUACCAGCAAACACGCUUCCCAAGACGCCGCUGGGAGGAAUACACCUGUCAGAAACCAAACAGCUCUUCUUGGAAGGAUCACUGCAUCCUUGUAACGUGCUGAUGUGUCCCCACACCUGCGUAACAAACCUGCCUAAACCAAGGCAAAAACAACCAGAAAUUGGCCCUGCCUCUGUGAUGGUGGGGAACUUGGUCUCUGGAAAAAGAAUUGCACAGGCCAGUGGUAGAGAUUUGGGGCAAAUAGAAGAUAAUGAUCAAGCCAGAAAGUUUCUCUUCCUCUCAGAAGUAUUACAGUGGAGAGCUCAGACCACUCCUGACCAUGUGCUUUACACUCUACUCAACUGCAGG